Messenger RNA from Tachysurus vachellii, 462 nucleotides. RefSeq names its product tetraspanin-1. The record is from RefSeq and is a predicted model, not a curated record. Bases 1 to 462 code for a protein of 153 amino acids. Gene Ontology annotation, cellular component: membrane. The transcript is spliced from 4 exons. NCBI's taxonomy places the organism in Eukaryota, Metazoa, Chordata, Actinopteri, Siluriformes, Bagridae.
AUGGGCUUCUUCGAAUUUGCCAAAGUUAUGAUGGUUGUGUACAACUUGUUAAUCCUGAUGGCAGGAUCGGGCUUGAUAGCUUCGGGGUUUUGGGUGCAGUUCAAUGGAGAUGUCCUGGGAUCGAGCUUACUGGGGGUUUUCUCUGUGAACACAGUGAACACCAUCAGAGUGAACAUAUUCUUCAUUAUUGUUGGAAUUAUAAUGGCCCUGCUGGGACUUUUGGGCUGCUGUGGGGCAAAAAAAGAAAGCAAGUGUCUCCUGAUAAUGUUCUUUUCCAUCAUUGCGAUCAUUUUAAUCUCGGAGCUGACGAUUGGGAUUUUCACCGUGAUUUAUUCUUCAUAUAUUGGGAAUCUUUUAAAAUCAUGGGCCAAACCUGUCCUGCAGAAUCAAUAUGGAAGCAAUUUUAAGUUAACCAACCAGUGGAACAUGACCAUGACAAAGGUAAAUCAAGGCUUAAAAUAA